Xenia sp. Carnegie-2017 is the source of this 1950-nucleotide messenger RNA. RefSeq lists its product as uncharacterized. The transcript has a single exon. The record is from RefSeq and is a predicted model, not a curated record. Bases 101 to 1699 code for a protein of 532 amino acids. NCBI's taxonomy places the organism in Eukaryota, Metazoa, Cnidaria, Anthozoa, Malacalcyonacea, Xeniidae.
UUGCUUCUUCAACAGCAUAACCAGAUCAGAGAGACUUUGCCGGAUACGCGCAACUGAAAAAUUUGACAGAUUCUGCGAGUAGCAAAACUUCAAUGACAAAAUGCCUCUCGAAAAGUUUGUGUCUUCACUGUUCGACUUAUUGAUGAACAAAGUUCGAGAUGAUGCAUCAGACAUGCUUCGAUAUGGUGACAUAGCUGAUGAAAGAUUUCGCAAUUUAAUCAUACGAGACUUACAAGACAUCAAAAAGAAGGUUGAAAGUCUUUCAAAAAAAGAUCUUGUUGUAAGUUGCGAAUACUUGGAGCAAGGAUUUCUUUUACUUUCUAAAUGCUUUGUCAGAAUAAAAAAAAAUGAGUUAAAACAAAGUAAUGACAAAUAUGACAAUGAAAGACUGGUAGCAGCUUGUGACGCCAUCACAGAAAUUAAACAAUUUAUUCAAAAUUGUGAUAAAUUGGAGACUGGGUCAACAAACUUUAAAGAUGCAAAAGAUCGUUUUAAGAAUUCCCGUGAAAAAGCAAACGAAGCAUUCAGUAACGAAGGCUUAACAUUGAUGGACCGAAUACAUGCGGUAAAGAUUAUGAUUGUGGCGCAAAUUUUGGAACGUUUUGAGACUCUAGAUGAUGCCAUUGAUUUGUGUAUACUUUAUAUGAAAAAGCUGCAUCAAUUGAAAGAGGUUCGUAAAAUGUUCUCUGUUCAAAUCGGCGGUGGCUUGCGAUCAAUGAUCGCAGAAUCCCAACGAAAGGAGAUUAUAAAAUCAGUGAUGAUUCUUAACUAUAACUUAAAUCAGUUUAUUAUGAGUAUCAACAACAGUUUUCGUGAUGCAAAGACUUGGCCAUCGAUUGAGCUUCAACAUGGAAGCGAGUUUAAUCCAAUAUUGAAUUGGUACAAAAUCUUUACUCCCCUGUCUUGGAAUGAAAUGUUAAUUACAUCUCCCCAUGAGCUCAUAUGCGCCUAUCCAUCGUUAAGUACUAAGCAUUACAGUGUUAACAGUCGUGGUGAGAUUAUCGCUUGCUACUAUGACAAAAUUGAAGUUUUGAAAAAUGAUGAUGUGAAGAUCAUCGAAGGCAUUUUCAGAGUAGACAGAAUUUUGGCUUGUACACUGGAUGAACAUGAUAGUCUCUACAUAUUAGGAAAAAGUAUGUUCGUGCCAGUAGAGGCUCUCAAGAAUUUGCCAUUACCCUACCUUGACCAAUAUACUUUAAUAAUUUUUGACAAACAUUUGAGUUUGACAAAUAAUAAAAACAUUUCGAAUUCUAUAGAGACUGCCCCUUUAAAACGUUUUCUAGAUCUUAUUCCCAUUCUAAGAUUUCAAGCUCUCAACCAUUACCUGGUGUUGCUGGGAAAUUUCUUCUUGUCAUCAAAAGUCAUUGUUUUUGACAGCAACGGGGUAUUACAGAACAAAUUCACUCUACCAGUCAGAAUGCAUGCAUUGACUCUUUCUAACAACAAUGAAAUUCUUCUAGGCGUAGAAAACAAAAUCUUCAUUUACUCUAUGGAAGGCUCUUUAAUUUCGACAUUAAGUUUGAGAGUAAAAAUUCUGGAUCUGACAUUUCACAUGGGCUUUGCAAUAAUUCUCAUUUUUGAUAGUUCAGGAGGUCUUUCAGUUUGUGAUGGAACGGGAACAAUUCAAUGUCAACCCAAUGCAAAUCCAGUUCUAACUAAUGUGUAUUACAGUAAAUAUCAAAUUGUCAGCCAUGGAUAACUGUAAAUAUAUUGAAUCACUCGGCAAAUGACUAUUUCCAUAAUUUAAUAUUCAAUACAGUAAUUUAGAUCAUGAUGAUAAACUUUACCAAUUGUGCUCUAUAAAGACUAAUAAUAAUCAUAAAACUGCAUGCAUAACUAAAUUUAUUCCUUAUGUAUAUAUGAGAGAAAACUACUAAAGUUUAAACACUUUAGGAAUAGCCGAUGCAAAAAUUAUAAAUACGUAAAAAACGAUCAAUUACGAUCAAACUA